Messenger RNA from Raphanus sativus (radish), 1112 nucleotides. RefSeq lists its product as uncharacterized. The transcript is spliced from 9 exons. The record is from RefSeq and is a predicted model, not a curated record. Gene Ontology annotation, biological process: rRNA processing. Gene Ontology annotation, molecular function: nucleic acid binding; 3'-5' exonuclease activity. The coding region runs from base 28 to 852 and encodes 274 amino acids. NCBI's taxonomy places the organism in Eukaryota, Viridiplantae, Streptophyta, Magnoliopsida, Brassicales, Brassicaceae. Gene Ontology annotation, cellular component: nucleus.
UGAGCCGCCUAGUUCGUUCGUGCAAAGAUGAGUUCUGCUGAUCUGAAGAGAAAGCCGAAGAAGAAAAACCCUAAACCCGUUCAGAUAAACCCUAACUGGUCACUCCUCCAACAAAAGCUGAAAUCUGAUUCGAAUAACUCGGGAAAUCGAAAAUAUUCAAACAAUGACGACUCAGAUGAUCCCAGGUCCAUAUUAGGGAAGCGGAAAGAGAGACCUGAUUCGGAGGUGGAUGUUCUUAAGGUUAAUCCCUUAGCUCCGGUUAAUGACGAUUGCAGUUUGACAGAUGAAGUGGCUAUGGACUGUGAAAUGGUUGGUGUCAGUCAAGGAACCAAAAGCGCCCUUGGACGUGUUACCCUGGUAAACAAAUGGGGAAAUGUUCUAUACGAUGAGUUUGUCCGUCCAGUGGAACGUGUUGUUGACUUCCGGACGCAUAUUAGUGGGAUUCGACCUAAAGACUUAAGAAAGGCCAAAGAUUUCCGAGUGGCUCAGACCAAAGUGGCGGAGUUGAUCAAGGGAAAGAUUCUCGUGGGACAUGCCUUGCAUAACGAUCUCAAGGUUUUACUGUUAACUCACCCGAAAAAAGAUAUAAGGGACACAGCAGAGUAUCAGCCCUUUCUCAAGGACAAAACAAGAAAGUCUCUGAAACAUCUAGCAUCUGAGUUUCUAGGGGCCGACAUUCAAAACGGAGAGCACUGUCCUAUUGAUGACGCACGAGCUGCAAUGCUGCUUUACCAGAAGAACAGAAGAGAGUGGGAGAGAAACGUGAAGGACCAGACACGGAUGAGGCUGAAACAAAAGAAGCGUAAGCCUAAGAAGAAAGUAAAAGUAGACCAGGCUUCCCCAAUUGUUUGAAUCAAUCAAUCAAGCUUAAAGCAAAAAAAAACACUGAUCAAAACAGCUGAAAAAGUUUUGUUCGCCUACUUCCAUUUUUGAUGUGGGAUUUGUAUCACUCUUUACUUCUUAGCAUCAGGUUCCCACAAUGUACCACCUUGUUGUAUACAAGUUUCAUCACGCUGUUAUACCAUAAUAGCUCAUGUAUUAUCAAAAUACUCUUUUUUCUCAUGUGGACUUGUAUUAUUUUAGUUUUUAGAUAAUGGUUUUGGUUCGGUACA